AUGGAAGCUUCCACAUGCAAGCCCCCACAUACAACCUCCACAUGCAAGCCCCCACAUGCAAGCUUCCACAUUCAAGCCCCCACAUGCAAGCUCCCACAUGCAACCUCCACAUGCAAGCCCCCACAUGCAAGUUCCCACAUGCAUGCCCCACGUACAACCUCAACAUGCAAGCUCCCAAAUGUAUGCCCCCAAAUGCAUGCCCCCACAUGCAAGCCACCCACAUGCAAGCCAUCUACAUGCAAGCCACCCACCUGCAAGCGCCCACAUGCAAGUGCCCACAUGCAAGCUCCUACAAGCAAGCCCCCACAUACAACCUCCACAUGCAAGCCCACCACAUGCAAGCCCCCCUUAUACAACCUCCACAUGCAAGCCCCCAAAUGCAUUCCACCACAUGUAAGCCCCCACAUGCAAGUGCCCAUACGCAAGCCCCCCCAUAUGCAAGCCCCGACAUGCAAGUCCCCAUAUGCAAGCCCACACAUGCAAGCCUUCACAUGCAAACCUCCACAUGCAAGUGCCCAUAUGCAAUUGUGGGCACUUGCAAAGUGUUCGAUGUGUCGUUAA
Procambarus clarkii (red swamp crayfish) is the source of this 561-nucleotide messenger RNA. NCBI's taxonomy places the organism in Eukaryota, Metazoa, Arthropoda, Malacostraca, Decapoda, Cambaridae. The record is from RefSeq and is a predicted model, not a curated record.